AAGCCACCUCAACCCAUCAUUCCAACAUGUGGCUGGCCAACCGGACCCUAGGUGAUGACUUUUUCCUGUUGGGAAUCUUUAGCCAGAUCUCACACCCUGGCCUCCUCUGCUUGCUUAUCUUCAGUAUAUUUUUGAUGGCGGUGUCUUGGAAUAUCAUAUUGGUACUUCUGAUCCACAUUGACUCCUCUUUGCAUACUCCCAUGUACUUCUUUAUAAACCAGCUCUCACUCAUAGACUUGACAUAUAUUUCUGUCACUGUCCCCAAAAUGCUGGUGAACCAGCUGGCCAAAGAGAAGACCAUCUCAGUCCUUGGGUGUGCGACCCAGAUGUACUUCUACCUGCAGCUGGGAGGAGCAGAGUACUGCCUUCUAGCCGCCAUGGCCUAUGACCGCUAUGUGGCUAUCUGCCAACCUCUCCGUUACUCUGUGCUCAUGAACCAUAGGAUAUGUCUCUUCCUGGCCUCAGGUUGCUGGGUCGUGGGCUCAGUGGAUGGCUUCAUGCUCACUCCCAUCACCAUGACCUUCCCCUUCUGCAGAUCCCAUGAGAUUCAGCACUACUUCUGUGAGGUCCCUGCUGUUUUGAAGCUCUCUUGCUCAGACACCUCACUUUAUAAGAUUUUCAUGUACUUGUGCUGUGUCAUCAUGCUCCUGAUCCCUGUGACAGUCAUUUCAGUGUCUUACUACUUUAUCAUCCUCACCAUCCAUAAGAUGAACUCAGCUGAGGGUAGGAAAAAGGCCUUCACCACCUGCUCCUCCCACAUUACAGUGGUCACCCUCUUCUAUGGAGCUGCUAUUUACAGCUACAUGCUCCCCAGCUCCUACCACACCCCUGAGAAAGAUAUGAUGGUGUCCUUUUUCUACACUAUCCUUACACCUGUCUUGAAUCCUAUCAUUUACAGUUUCAGGAAUAAGGAUGUCACAGGGGCUUUCAAAAGAGUGCUGAGAUUGCAGAAAGCUUCAUAUUAAAGUGUGACAGAACUUAAGUUGGUCCUCUCUUCCUUAGUGUCUCUCUCCUCAUGUUAGGCGUUCUUCUAACAAACAAUCGGCAUACUAUGGUGAUGUCUGACUCCCUUAGUUGCUAUUCAGUGGGUUUCAGCCCAAUGUUCUUCUCUCCUAUUGAGAUGAUGUUCCCUCAUAGCAUUGAUCUCUAGUCCAGUACCUUGGGCCAAAAGUCCUAAAAAAGGAUUACAGUUGAGAACUCUGAAAAUAAAUCUGUGUUUAUGAUGCUUGAGCACCUUAGACCACAUAGAAAAUUUGUUUUGAUAUCAGCAUGGGCUCAGUGAUGAGUAUGAAAUAACAACAUAUUCAGAUUGUUCCUCAGCAUCCACUCUGUUCUAAACAGUUUUCAUUCACCACUUCAUCCUACCCUCACCCUCUGUGGGUGAAGUUAAAAUCAUCCACAUUUCACAGGUGACAAAACAGCUUUUAAGGCUUUCCCUGACCUUCCCCAAGCAGGGAAUCCUCAGGGGCAGGUGGUUCAUUUCUCCAUAGGCAUUUGGGGCUAAACACUUUCAAAACCUCAGAGAUUCUAAAUGUACAGUUGAGAUUUUUCUUUCAACAGAAUUUCUAGAAUAUGUUCUCAAUCAAGUUCUUAUUUUCUGCGAUCAUAUAAGUCAAACCUCCCAAAAUUAGAUCAGAGACAUGGGUUAUCCGGAACGUUUGUCUGGAGUAGAAUUGGUUUAUUCAUAGUCUUUCUUAACCAGAGAAGUACGGAAGUUUCUCACACUUCUCCCUGUUCAAGCCAAUGGUGACACAUGCUACGAAUACAAUUUCAAAUAACAGUUUAAUGUACACGCA
Cebus imitator (Panamanian white-faced capuchin) is the source of this 1796-nucleotide messenger RNA. Its product is annotated as olfactory receptor 2T10. Lineage: Eukaryota; Metazoa; Chordata; Mammalia; Primates; Cebidae. Bases 27 to 965 code for a protein of 312 amino acids. Gene Ontology annotation, biological process: G protein-coupled receptor signaling pathway. Gene Ontology annotation, molecular function: olfactory receptor activity; G protein-coupled receptor activity. Gene Ontology annotation, cellular component: membrane. The record is from RefSeq and is a predicted model, not a curated record. The transcript has a single exon.